Leptopilina boulardi is the source of this 2145-nucleotide messenger RNA. RefSeq lists its product as uncharacterized. Lineage: Eukaryota; Metazoa; Arthropoda; Insecta; Hymenoptera; Figitidae. The transcript is spliced from 4 exons. The record is from RefSeq and is a predicted model, not a curated record. The coding region runs from base 430 to 1977 and encodes 515 amino acids.
CCGGAAAUUUUAUUUUAAUUUCGUUAAUGAAAAUAAAUUAUUUUAAUCUUAUCAUUCGAAACGAUUCUAUUAAUUAUUAAUGUCAAAAAAAAAAAUUUAAUACUACAAUGUGAUAAUGAAUAAAAAAAAUAAUUUUAUACGAUAGUGAUAAGAACUAAAGUUCUGUUUGUGAAUCAAUUACAAGGAGAGAGAAAAAAAACAACUAAAUUUUGCCUAAUCUGAGUAAAAAAAAGAGAAUAAAAACUAACGCUUCGAUGUGAUUAUAAUGAAAUACACCUGGAUUAUUUGAAUUUUUAUACAACUUUGAAAACAUUCAUAAUUAAUCAUUUAACUUUGAAUUAAUAUGCUGCUCAUUUCAAGUUCAAAGAAAAAAAAUUGUUUUUAAUGUGUGGUGCUCAGAAGAAAUAAAUAAUAAUAAAAAUAGUCACAAUGUAUGCAGCGAAGAAGGAAAUUGUUAGCAAUGUGGGAUAUUAUCACACUUACAAAUACCAUUCAAUGAAUACUCUACAUAAUAAAAUGCAUGGCAUUAGAAGAGUGAUAAUUUUUUGUAUUUUAACAACCGUUUUACCAACUUUGCUACUAAUUCUUCCAUUAUAUUUACGACAUGUUGUUUAUGCUGAUGUUACGUAUGCUGUAACAGAAUCAGAUAUUUUAGAAAUCAAGGAUGGAGUUUCGUCGAUAUUUUGUUCGGCUCACAAAUUAAAGAUGAAUGAAACAUUUAAUUCAUUUCAAGUUUCCCGAAGACCGGAAACAACGUCUUAUAGAAAGCACAUACGUUUAAAAAAAAGUAUGACACUUCCUGAUGAUACACUGGAAUAUUGGGGAUUUUAUCUUUUAAAAGGAGCAACUGUUGCCUUAUCAGUUUGCUCGAGAUUUGAGGGUGCAUCGAUACUUGUCGUUAAAGGUGAAAGAAAUUUAAAAACAUGUGGAUUAUUAGAUCACAAUAAAAAUAAAGCUCGAGCAACUGGUAUUUAUUUACCAGAAGCCGAUCAACAAGUGAAAAUAACUUUUGAAUCAAAUGCACAAGAAAUACAUUCAAAAGAAUCGAAAAAUCAACUAGAAAUUCAUCAAAGAAAAUUUUCCCAAAGGCAAUUAAACGAAACUGAAAUUAUAACCGAAAAGAAACAAUUAAAUAUUAUUCCCAUAAAGGAGAAAGCAAAAGAAAUUACAAAAUCCAAUCAAAUCAAGAAUACAAAGAGAAUUUCAAAAAAAUUACGUAAUUACAAUAAGAGACAAAAUAAUAAUAAAUUUCACGAAACUUCAUCACAAGAUAAUUUACAAAUUUCAGAAAUGAACAAUAAAAAACGAAUUAAUUUAUUAAAAGCCAAAUUUCUCGAAGAAAUACCUGACACUGCUAAAGAGGAAAAUGAUGAAAAAAAAUUAAAUCCACAAAGACAUAAACGACAUCAAGAACCAGUUGAUCCACCAAAAUUAUUAGAUCAAGGUAUAAGACACGGUGGUAAUGCAGCAAAAAAAUUUAACGAUAGUAAUAUUAAUAACGAUGAAGAUUCAUCGAUUUCAAGUUUUGAAAAUGGAUUAUUCACAUGUUACGGUGGACAAGUUCUUCUUGCCCAAGAAUUUAAUGAAUCUGAACAUUGUAUGGAUGUUUCAUAUUUAAUUAAUGGAAAACAUAUGCAAUCAAGACACGAUGUUAUUGAACCUGGUUAUUAUUAUUAUAUAUUUUACAGUGACAAUGAUAAAGUAUCAAAUGAUAUUCAUGCUGUUUUUGAUAUUUACAAACCAACAUUACAAUAUGAAAACGUAACAUUGGCAUGUAUUAAUAAAACAGAAUGUACAUUUCCACUUCCAAUAUUAACAUCAGAACGUGUUAUUGUUGAAGUACCAACAAAAGAUGGAAUCGAUCAUGAAAUGGAUGAUAUUUCACUAUUAGUUUCAACAUGUGUUCCUCGAAUGGGAGUUUAUAUUAUUUUUCCCAUUGCAGUAUUAUUUUUAAUUCUCAGUUGUGCAUUUGUUUAAAGAAAAAACAAAAUGUUCAUUUUUAUUGCUGUGAAUUACACUUGAUGAUAUAUAUAUAUAUAUAUAUAUAUAUAUAUAUAUAUAUAUAUAUAUAUAUAUAUAUAUAUAUAUAUCAGAAAUUUGUUAAUGAAUUUUUUUAUUUUGAAAAUAAAGUAAUUUAAUUUUUUA